Chaetura pelagica (chimney swift) is the source of this 374-nucleotide messenger RNA. Its product is annotated as mitogen-activated protein kinase 7-like. The annotation marks the transcript as partial. The record is from RefSeq and is a predicted model, not a curated record. Gene Ontology annotation, cellular component: cytoplasm; nucleus. The transcript has a single exon. Lineage: Eukaryota; Metazoa; Chordata; Aves; Apodiformes; Apodidae. Gene Ontology annotation, biological process: cell surface receptor signaling pathway; protein phosphorylation; intracellular signal transduction. Gene Ontology annotation, molecular function: protein serine/threonine kinase activity; ATP binding.
CUACGUGGUGCUGGACCUGAUGGAGAGCGACCUCCACCAGAUCAUCCACUCAGGCCAACCCUUGACCCUGGAGCACGUCAGGUACUUCCUGUACCAGCUGCUGCGCGGCCUCAAGUACAUCCACUCGGCCAACGUCCUGCACCGCGACCUCAAGCCCAGCAACCUCCUGGUCAACGAGAACUGCGAGUUGAAGAUCGGCGACUUCGGGAUGGCCCGGGGGGUGGGACCACCAGAUCCUCACCAAUCCAAGCCCUUCCUCACCGAGUACGUGGCCACCAGGUGGUACCGGGCCCCGGAACUUCUCCUGUCCCUGCACCGCUACUCGCGCGCCAUCGACAUCUGGUCCGUCGGUUGCAUCUUCGCCGAGAUGUUGG